This is a messenger RNA of Acanthosepion pharaonis, 1284 nucleotides long. The record is from the annotation of a GenBank genome assembly. Lineage: Eukaryota; Metazoa; Mollusca; Cephalopoda; Sepiida; Sepiidae.
AUGUCAUGUCUGACAUAUUUAUUACGCAAUGCCAAUUUUCGAUUCUUUAAGAAUUUAUGCUUUCGAAAUCACCUUUCUCUGAAUGCGCGCCGUAUUACUUCUCUCUCUUUCUCUGUCUCUCUGUCUCUGUCUCUCUCUCCCUCUCUCUAUCUAUCUACUCACCUUAAUUUCUAUCUUUCACGCUUUAUUGGUUUACUUUUUACUUUCUUAUUGUGCUUCCUCUUGUCCUUUUAUCUAUUACUUUCUUUCUUUCUUUCUUUCUUUCUUUCUUGCAAAUUUGUCUUGCUUUUACGACCGCUUACUUCCUUUCUUCAUUUCUCUUUAAAAGUCUUCGGGUUUCUUUAUUUCCUUCUUUUCUUUGUUGGUUUCUUUACUGCUUUUUCUAGUAGAAUUUUAUUCUGUUUUCUCUUUCUUUCUUUUUUUUUCAGUAUUUAUGUACGUGGUAUUAGUUACCGUUUUUUUUUUCUUUCUUUUACAUUUCUUCUUCCUUUAUUUCUGCUCUUUCUUUUCUUUCUUCAUCUAUUCUUUUCUAUUCCUUUCUUUCUUUCUUUCUUUCUUUCUUUCUUUUCGUUUCUUUCUUUCUUUCUUUCUUUCUUUCUUUCUUUCUUUCAGUUUUCCCCAUUACUUUUUAUAUUUUUUAACACAAUUAUUCAUUCAGUCAGUCAUUCAUUCUUUCAUUCAUUUAAUCUUUCUUUUAUUCUUUCUUUCUUUUCUUUCUUUCUUUCUUUCUUUCUUUCUUUCAGUUUUUCCCCCUCAGUCAUUCAUUCUUUCAUUCAUUUAAUCUUUCUUUUAUUCUUUCUUUCUUUCUUUCUUUCUUUCUUUCUUUCUUUCUUUCUUUCAGUUUUCCCCUCAGUCAUUCAUUCUUUCAUUCAUUUAAUCUUUCUUUUAUUCCUUCUUUUCUUUCUUUUUUCUUUCUUUUCUUUCUUUUUCUUUCUUUCUUUUUCUUUUCAGUUUUCCCCAUUACUUUUUAUAUUUUUUAACACAAUUAUUCAUUCAGUCAGUCAUUCAUUCUUUCAUUCAUUUAAUCUUUCUUUUAUUCUUUCUUUCUUACGUUCUUUACAAACCUUAUUUUGUUUUUUUUUUACUGUUUCCUUUACUUCUUUAAUUGGUCCUUUUUUUUCUUUCUUUCUUUCCAGCAUUCUUUUCAAACUAUCCAAGCAUUUUUACCUCUUCCCGUUUAGUUGUACUUCAUAUUUUUACCAUUUUAUUUUCAUCUCUCUCUAUUUCUCUCUCUCUCUCUCUCUCUCUCUCUCUCUCUCUCUCUCUCUUUCUGUAACUUUUUAA